This is a messenger RNA of Neltuma alba, 724 nucleotides long. Its product is annotated as cold-regulated 413 plasma membrane protein 2-like. The record is from RefSeq and is a predicted model, not a curated record. Bases 1 to 609 code for a protein of 202 amino acids. Gene Ontology annotation, cellular component: membrane. The transcript has 4 exons. NCBI's taxonomy places the organism in Eukaryota, Viridiplantae, Streptophyta, Magnoliopsida, Fabales, Fabaceae.
AUGGGUAGAAUGGAGCACAUGGCCCUGAAAGCGGACCCUGCUACGGCUAAUUUGAUAGAUUCCGAUGUAAGUGAACUCAAACUAGCAGUCAAGAAGCUCAUCAGUGACGCCACCAGGCUAGGAGGCUUGCGCUUUGGUACUUCUUUUCUUAGAUGGCUAGCCUCCUUUGCUGCUAUUUACUUAUUGAUACUGGAUCGCACAAACUGGAGAUCAAAUAUGUUGACUUCAUUAUUAGUCCCCUACGUGUUCUUCAGUUUUCCAGGGUCACUUUUCCACUUUUUAAGAGGAGAGUUUGGAAAAUGGAUUGCUUUCAUUGCCGUUGUCCUCAGACUGUUCUUCCCUCGACAUUUUCCUGAUUGGCUGGAAAUUCCUGGUUCGUUGAUCCUUCUGUUGGUGGUGGCUCCUAACUUCUUUGCUCUCACAAUGAGGCAUAGCUGGUUUGCAAUAGUUAUAGAUCUUAUCAUUGGCUGUUACUUACUUCAAGAACAUGUCAGGGCUUCUGGUGGAUUCAGAAAUUCUUUCACGCAGAGCUAUGGAAUAUCUAAUACCAUUGGCAUCCUCCUCCUCUUAGUCUAUCCUGCGUGGGGCCUGGUUAUACAUUUUCUAUAAAAGCCAUUGCAACCAUCAACACUGAAAGUUCUUUUCUUCCGCUAAAUCAUUCGCAAGAUGUUUGUUUUAUGACAAUUUUGCCUUGAGAACAGACCAGUUCGUCAGUGACGAACAC